This is a messenger RNA of Maudiozyma barnettii, 765 nucleotides long. RefSeq lists its product as uncharacterized. NCBI's taxonomy places the organism in Eukaryota, Fungi, Ascomycota, Saccharomycetes, Saccharomycetales, Saccharomycetaceae. The transcript has a single exon. The record is from RefSeq and is a predicted model, not a curated record. The coding region runs from base 1 to 765 and encodes 254 amino acids.
AUGUCUGAGGAGUUAGAACGUAGUGUUGACAGUGUGAAAUCUGACAGUCUACCUGUUUCGAACUCAAAUGGGUCAAAUAAUACUACAGAAACAAGACACAUGAAGGCACCACCACCAAGGCGAAACUCCAUGGCUAGUAAAUCCAAGGAUCGGUUCGAUAAAGAUGGUGUGUGGUCCGCCAUCGAUACGCUCGACGAUGUAAGGAAGAUGGCUGCUGAAAAUAAAGGUAAAGAUGUAUUCCCUGCGGGGUUUGAAGAAGAUUUAGACGUUUCAAGAGCCACUAAUGCAACACUAUUGCAUAUAAUCCGAAACAGAGCCGAACGUAUAGCUAAGGAUAUUAGAAUCAGCCGAGAAGAUAAUAAACAAGAUUCUAAGACAGAAGAAGAACCCGUGAAACGUAAAGGGCGUACUAAGAAUAAGGACAAGGACUUACUUUCGCGAUCAUUAUCUAAACUGAAUCUUGUUAACAUGGACAAGAAGGUUAUACCUGAAAACGACGAGUAUUUAUCUGUGAACCUCAGUAAACAUAACAUCUUCACCAAUAGUAAUAGUAGCAAUGAAAAUAGCGACGUAGAUAGUCAAACUUAUAGUGAUGCCAGCGAUGAGGUCGAUACCAAAACAGGCCAUUCAACCGCCAAACAGCCUCUCUAUAUCAGUGAUUAUACAGAUUAUCAAGCAAACAUCCAAAAGAUCGCGUGCGACGAAGAGACCUAUGUCUCAACCCUCAUUAGUACUGUUAGGGCAUCUUCCAAACGUGAACAGUGA